CCCCCAGAAAGCUUCAUCUAGAAGGUUAUUUUCUUCAGACACACAGAGGGUCACUCUUCUCUGAGUCUCUGGCCUCUUCCAUGGCCUAUUCCAGAGACUAAGACCCCAAGCGAGAGGGGGCCAUGGGCCUCCGGACCACUAAACAGAUGAGAAGGAGUGCGAAACAAGCCUCCAGUCACCACGAAGAUCAUAUGGCAAAGGAGCCAGUGGAAGACACGGACCCUAGCACUUUACCCUUUAACGUGUCAGACAAAUACCCCAUUCAAGAUACGGGACUCCCUAAAGGUGAGGAUCGCGAUCCAGUGACUUUGAACGGCCCGACAAAUUCCGACGUGCGACCUCAGGGAGAAGAAGAUGGCUUUCCAGACAGCACUGGACUUCCCCUUUCAGAUAUAAGCCAAGGUGAGCCCUGCAAGGAGGACUGCACUUGCUCCUCCUGCUCGCUCCGGGCCCCCACCAUAAGUGACUUACUCAAUGAUCAGGACUUGCUAGACGUCAUCAGGAUAAAGCUGGAUCCGUGUCACCCGACAGUAAAAAACUGGAGGAAUUUUGCAAGCAAAUGGGGCAUGCCUUAUGACGAACUGUGCUUCCUAGAGCAGAGGCCUCAGAGCCCCACCUUGGAGUUCUUGCUCCGGAACAGUCAGAGGCCGGUGGGCCAGCUGAUGGAGCUCUGCAGGCUCUACCACAGGGCCGACGUGGAGAAGGUCCUGCACAGGUGGGUGGAUGAGGAGUGGCCCAAGAGGGGGCGUGGAGGCCAACCCAGGAACUUCUAGACCUCUGCUCCUUCCCAGUGGCCUCUUUGGACAUUGAAACAGCCACAGGUUAAGGAGGAAUGUGGAUCUGUCCUUUUUUAAGGGUUUAAGAUGAGGACUCGCAAGAGUGGACAUUGGUUUUCUCCAAAGCUGGUGGUUUUCCUUGGAGGGUAGGGUCCGUUUUGGUGGUGGAUUUUUGUUUGUUUAGUUUUGCACAUCUGUUUUAACUUAACAUUUGAAUCUGGAACUGGGAAAGCGUACUUUGUAGACUCAUAUAGGGACCAGGGCCAAAGACUACAAUCAGAAUGGACUCAUGCCAUGAUGAAGAUAAAAUUAUCCUCCCCCUUGGAUACUGUGGAAGAUUGAAAUAAGAACUAAGCUUGUUGAUGGCCCCAGUCAAUCAUCAUCCGUAGGGUCCUUCCUGAUGGACGGGACGCCCACGGCCUAGAAGAAAACAUAAAGUACAGUAAAACGUUGGUUUGUGAGUGUGAUUCCUGCCGGAAAUGUGCUUGUAAUCCAAAGCAGUCUUCUAUCAAAGCGAAUUUCAAGAACCAUCCGCUUGGUUGUGGUCAUGUGACAUUCGGCGUCACCUACUACUUGUUUAUCAAGUUAAAAUCUAUUAGAAAUGUUUGCUCAUCUUGUGGGACACUCGCAGAACAAGUUACUCACAAUCCAAGGUUUUCCUGCACUUAGGUGAAGGACGUUGGUAUUAUGGGACCACAAGUGCCGUCUUUUUAUUCAAAUGCUUUUGUAAUCCGUGCACUCUCAAAAAUGUCAUCUACUCAAGUAUUUUUGCAAGAAAUACAAAACUAACGGUUUUGAGAGGAAAGAAUCGGGAAUCAGGAGGGGGAAUAAGGACCUUGGGAAAGUGUUUGGCAAAGAGAGUACACAGAAUGCCCUUUGUUGCCCAGGACUUUUUAAAAAUUAACUUAAUAUGUACUUUCCCAUCUUUUGUGUAAGGCUGAGUGUCUUCACCCCAGAGAUCAAGCUUGGUUAAGAAAUAAAUAAGAAUCACCAGGCCCAA
Suricata suricatta (meerkat) is the source of this 1776-nucleotide messenger RNA. RefSeq names its product EDAR associated death domain (gene EDARADD). The transcript is spliced from 6 exons. Gene Ontology annotation, molecular function: protein binding. Bases 123 to 773 code for a protein of 216 amino acids. Gene Ontology annotation, biological process: signal transduction. Lineage: Eukaryota; Metazoa; Chordata; Mammalia; Carnivora; Herpestidae. The record is from RefSeq and is a predicted model, not a curated record.